Messenger RNA from Lytechinus pictus (painted urchin), 2985 nucleotides. Its product is annotated as microtubule-associated proteins 1A/1B light chain 3A-like. Gene Ontology annotation, cellular component: autophagosome; cytosol; autophagosome membrane. NCBI's taxonomy places the organism in Eukaryota, Metazoa, Echinodermata, Echinoidea, Temnopleuroida, Toxopneustidae. Gene Ontology annotation, molecular function: ubiquitin protein ligase binding; microtubule binding. The record is from RefSeq and is a predicted model, not a curated record. The transcript has 4 exons. Gene Ontology annotation, biological process: autophagosome maturation; autophagosome assembly; cellular response to nitrogen starvation. Bases 194 to 547 code for a protein of 117 amino acids.
ACCAAAUUGAGUUGUAGACUAGUAGGAGCAGUCAAAUUCAGGUGACGUCUUAUUUCCUAUUUGGCAAAAACGUAAACAUUGCGAAAGGAAAAUCCCCAUCAAAAACCUAAACGCCAAAUCAUCCUAACUGCUUCGUUAUCUGAAGAAGCGAUUCAUUGUCAUUUGAAAACUUUGGUUGUGUUAUAUAUCAGUAAUGAAGACGUUCAAAGAGAGGCGAAGUUUUGAGCAAAGAAGGAAGGAUGUGGAGGAGAUACGUUGUAAACAUCCAAACAAGAUUCCAGUAAUCAUAGAGAGAUAUGAGAGGGAAAGGACACUGCCUCUUCUAGACAAAUCAAAGUUCUUAGUACCAGAUCAUGUGACCAUGGGAGAGUUGGUCAAAAUUGUCAGGCGACGGCUGCAACUCAACCCCAACCAGGCCUUCUUCCUCCUGGUCAACCAAAAAUCCUUGGUCAGUGUUUCAACUUGUGUCGCCGAGGUUUACCACGAUGAGAAAGAUGAAGAUGGUUUCUUGUAUCUGGUCUAUGCUGCACAGGAAACCUUUGGUUAAAGGAAUUGCUCUUGAGGUAUAUCAUGGACUGAUUACAGCAAAAUGAGUGUGUGGGACUACAUGUGAAAAAUAUGAUCUUUGGAGAUCACUGAUUAGCUGCGCCAAAGUGAUGUGGCUGCAUGGACUUAAAUGAUUGUCAAGAAAUGAUGAAACCGACACAAGAUUGUAUGGUUCAGGGGUGUGAGAGUUCAGAUUUCUAUCUGAUUUCAGAUUUUUUUUUUUUUUGAUUUUCAGCUUAAUUUCAGCUUAUUUUUGGCCUUCCUCUGUACAAAAAGUAUGGGAGCUCUUUCUAUUUCAGACUUUUUCAACACUCUUUCAGCUUUUUUCAGAUCUUUUUAUUUGUGACCACUCACACCCCUGAUGGUUGGGAUUACAUGUGUUGAGUUUGAAAGCUUUCUAUGACAUUCAUGUUUAGCAUUCAAGGAAAAUCUAAUGAUUUUAAGUGAAUUUUUGUCAUGAUUUUAGGAGAUCAUCAUGCCUUCAGGAAAAGAUCUUGCAAAUUUUUGGGAAAAUUAAAUUCUGUUUCACUUACAAGAUUCAGGGCUGGUAUUUAAUUUCAAGCACUGAUUUAACGUGGCUAAGCAAAAUGCUUAAACUCGUAUUCAGAUCACAUUUAAGUACUUUACUUUAUCAAGCCAUAACCAUUCUGACAUAAAAGUUGAGCUAAAUCACAAUGUAUGAAUCCAUCUGUGUGCAGAAUAUAUGACUAUGCGUAUCACGUUUGUAAACUGCACGCAAGCCAGACUUAAAUUUGGUAAGCGGCUGACUUAGAUUUAAAAAAAAAGAAGCAAAAUACUUAGCCAAAACAUGCAAUUGAAUACCAAGGAUAGAUAAGUAUUUUACUUAAGCAAAAUACUGAGUAAAAUAGUUUAAAUUCGGGCUGAAGUAUCAAAUUGAGUACCGGCCUGGUUCUUUAGUAGGUGGUCAACCAUUUGCAUAUGUGAUUGUUUCUGGCUCUUCUUAUAAAGAGAUACCCCCUAUAAGGAUAAGAAUGGGUUAGGUUUCUGACUUGUUUACCACUAUUAUGUGCAUUAGGAGGGAAGCCAUCUAAAUCACAUCCAUUAUCAAAGGUAUUUGGAAAGAAAACUAGCAAAAUUACCCCCUAAAAUUCAGAAUUGCUGUGAGAAGAUUUGUAAAUUAACCCCUAAUAUGAAAUAUUUUUUGGGAGAAAAUGCUAAUAGACCCAGAUUUUAAUGACAAUCAAUUAUAAUGCUGUGGGAACACUGGAAGCCAAUCAUAUCUACAAAAUGGUAUAAACUGAUACUAUAAAUGAUGAUAGAAUUUCAGUCAAAGUUAUAAAAAGAUAAUGUUUUAAUUCGUCAGUACUUGGAAUAUAAAUAUGAUUGAUUUUAUUUCUACUUUAUAUUUGUAUUUAUCCUAGUUUAUAGUUAUCAUUAUUUUAUCUACAUGUAGCUAAGCAUGCAAGCAUAUUUCAUAUUCCUGUGUUUGCUGAAAUUUCUUUUUAUGUUUAUAUUGCCACUGCUUCUAAUGAAAAGACUAUAACAUCAUGGAGAUUUCUUAAAUAGCCAAAAUACAUGUAGUUGUUUAAUGAAUCUAAGAUGUAUAUUGUAUUAAUAGCCUGCCAUUCCUAUUUAUCGCAAUUUGAACUACUGUACAUAAAGUUAUUGCCCCUUAUUCUCGAAACAGGUUUCGAUUGUUCCAUGGUACUGAACUAUAUAGACUAAGCAGAUUUUUGUGCAAAAUAAUAGUUUUCUUGGAUCAGCACAUCAAUACAGUCUUUCAUUCAUCAAUUACUACAGACCAAGCAGGUCUUUGCGCUCAUCCACUUCUGGCUUCCUUGUCAUUCCAAAAGUUUCAAAAACUUGGGGGGAAAGAUCAUUUGCUUUUGCAUGCCCCACUUUGUGGAAUAGCCUUCCUGAAGACAUUAAAAAAAAUGUACCUCUGUCGAAACUUUCAAAAAUCUUCUAAAAAACUUUUUUAUUUAACUCUUAGCUCUUUAUGUGCCUUGAGCACUCUACAGAGUGGUUUGGCGCUUUGUAAGUCACAUUAUUAUUAUUAUUUAUUAUUUUAUAAUAACGCUUAUUUCAUCGUGUACACUGAAAAAUCCAACUAAAUGUGCAGUUUUGGGCAAAGGGCGCUCAAAGGGAAGGGUGACAAUAUGGAGAAAUCUGCAUAAUCCACGGUUUUGUACUGUGAUACAAUUGAAACCUCUUUUUAGAAUACAGGCCUCGAUGUUCAAAACAAACCCCAAAUGUUCUGUUCUGUCAGAGGAGACAUAUUCCGAAGCGAAUGUUGUCUACUCAUCGAAAUUUUCAUCGCAAGAUAUAUUUAUGUCUGCAUGAGCUUCUCCAAGUCAAAUAAUCCCCUAUUUUUUUUAGACCAUAAAUUUGCUCAUUGCUUAGAAGUUACUAAUUAUUGUAACUUUGCCAUCAAAUGAUACCUUCCCUAAAAGAUUCUAAUGACUGAUUUACUUAUUG